GCGCGGCCCGUGGGCCCGGAUGCAACGGGGGCGGGGGGUCCUGCCCUGGCCCUCUCGGUCCCCGGAACGCCCGCCGUCAGUGUUUCUCCCGUCGGGCCCCUGCCAGAGGGUCCCCCAGUAACUGCUCCUCCAAGGGACCACUCCAGAUCUCUCUCCAUUAACGGCCUCCCCGUAGGACAGCUGCCAAAGCGCCAUCAUUCGUGCGACACCCCCCCCCAAACUGCUGGCAGGGCCCCCCGCUAGUGCUUUCCCAUAGGAUGCCUUCCACAUGGCCCUCCGUCAUUGCUUCCUCCAGGACACUCCCCAGAAUCCCACCUUCUUGCCCCCCUUCACCCAGGGCAGCUGCCCAUGGACCCCCAUUGGUAUCAGCUAUAGGAUUGCCUCCGGAGAGCCUCCGACUAGGGCGUUACUGCGGAAUUGACCCCCAUUAUCGCUGUCCACACGCAAUAGCCCCCCAAAGCUUCUCUCUCCCCACCACUCCCUCCGAUGUUGUAAAAUUAACUUUCAUCCUGGUCAGCACCAAGAAUGCCUUUUUCCCUUCUCAUCCGAAGCCCCCGGUGAUUUCUCUUGAAAAAUAAAAUACCCCUUGCAGUCCCGCCCCCCGCCCCCCCAUAGGAGAGCUCUCCAUAGAGUUCUGCUGUCACAGCCACAGCCUUUCCCCCUUAAGGUGCAAACAUCUACCUGCUUAGCUCUGGCCUCCAAGAAGUACUCUCGCCCCGCCUCCCAUCCCACCUUCAUCCUGGGCAGCUGUCUGCUCUGAGGGCUUCUACAGAGCUGCUCCCCAGGGGGGCGUUGCCUCUCCCAGUGCUCCUCUCCCUGGCGGCACCGCCGGUUGACCGUCCUGCAGCUUCGCACCCAGUUCUCACUCCAUCUUCACCCACUCCUUGGAGAGGGCCCCUAGCUCUGACUAGGGUGACUUCUUUUUUCCUAGGCAUUCAUUCAUUCACUUUUUUUUUUUUUUUUAGCAGUUUUAUUGGGAUAUAUUCACACACCAGAUCAUCUAUUCACGUUGCAUUAAACAAUAUGCACUAUUCUAGAUCGGGGGAUACAGCCCUGAAGGACAGAAAGGCAACACUCUCCUCUCGGGGGUUUUGCAUUCUAGUUGAGGUGACAGCGCAGAAACAAGUACUACCCCAAUAAACUGGAUAAAGAGUGUCCUCUGGGUUCUCUGAGAGCUGAAUGAGGGCAACCUACUGUAGCUACCUCAGAGGAGGGACCUGGGCAACAAAAAGUAAUUUAGCCACAUGGAAAUGUGGGUGAGCUGUUCCUGGCUUUUUCCUGGCAGAGGGGGCAGCUGGUGUUGAGGCCCUGGAGUGACCGUAAUCUUGGGGAGGGGAGGAGAAGCAGGGAUGUGGGUGAGGUUGGAGGGGAGGAAUGGAGGGGAAGAGUAGGAAGGGAGAAGACUUGAUCGCAUGAGGCCUUCUAGGCUUGCAGGAAGUAACCAGGCCUUUGUCAGCCCUGCCGAGCCCGGAAUGUUCUUCAUCCAGGCAUGUCGUCACCUGCAGGUGUUUUGUGAGCACCUGUUAUGAGCUGGGGAUGCAGCAGAGAACAUAGUAGGCAAAAAUCCCUGUACUCAUGAAGUUGAUGUGCCAGUUGAGGAGGUAGACAAUUACAAAAUAGAAUAUCUGUGUGUGAAGUAAAAUAAAGUGGGAUAAGGGAAGAGAGUUGUCAGGGCUGUGGUGCCAGAGAGGGUGCAGGAAGGCCUCUCUCAAGAGAUAAAAUUUCCAAUCCCUAUCUCUUGUCAUGUUGUCCCCCAAAAAGCCACACGUACACACACCUGGGUAUAAACUCCCCUCCUCCCAGACAGCGCUACUUUCUGUCCCACCAGAGGCUGCUCUUAAAACAGGACAGCUCCCCCGCCAAGAGUGAAGCUAAGAAGAUGAACCCUGGAGUGAGCAAACCACGCCUUCUUGUCCUAGCCUCAUUCACUCACUUAGUCAACCAGUAUUUAUUGAGCAUCUGCAUGUGCCAGACACUGCUGUAGAUCCUGGGAGCACAGCAGUGAACAAAACAGAUUAAAAUCCCUGUCCUUGUGGAUCCGGCUUUCUGUGCAGGGGCAGCAACCAUCAAGACCAACUAGCAGGAUUUACUACUCAUGAAAUGAGGAUGAGGAGUGCUGAGGACAGAAAGGAAACAGGACUAGAAUUUCAUCAUUGUUGCAGUGGAAUGGUCCGAAGUUUCUGACCUCAGAGGACCUGGAAUCAAAAGCCUGACUGUGUGACCUUGGGAAAAUGACUUCCCCAUCUGCUCCUCAGUUUUCCCACUUAUAAAUUGGGCUAAUAAUGGUUAUGGGAGGAGCACUUAUCCAACGCUUAACAAUAAACUCAAGCUGUUCUCACUGGUUCUGUGGUUGCUGCAGCACUCCCGGCCCUCCCUCCCAGGACAUGUCUCCCCUUACAAAGACACCGAUUUAAGUCUUUGGUCCCCUCACAGGACAAUUUGUCUCCUUUCCCUGUGGAAAUAACCACAAGCCUUAUCACAUCUGUCCUCCAUUACUGCCCCUGCCUGUCUUGGUGGGAGCCCUUCAGCAUCUGCCCACCCUGCCCUCCACAUGACAUCACUGCUCCCGGGAUUCUUUCUUCCAGGGAACCCCCACCCCCUGAUAUCGGCUCCUCCUCUGCUCACUGUCCCUCUCCCGUGGGGAGUUUUGGUCAGCUCAGUCUCCUUGCUUCACCUAAUCAGCAAAUAUUGAUUGAUGUGGGCAUUUAUGGCUAUAAAUUUCCCUCUAAGCACUGCUUUAGCUGGAGCUCAUAAGUUCUGUUGGACCUGUUUUUGUUUUCAUUCAUCCUGAAGCAUUUCCUAUUUUCCCAUGCGAUCUCUUCUUUGACCCACUGGUGACUUCAGAGUGUGUGGUUUAAUUGCCACAUAUCAGCAAAUACUCAUUGUGCCAGGCCUGGGCUCGGUGAUUGGGCCACAGCAGUGAACCCAGUCCUCACUCUCUCAGGGCACAGACAGCAAAGGAAUAGAUGUGGUGGUGAUUAAGUGUGAUGAAAGCAAGGCAGCGGGGUGAGGGGCUGGGUCUCCCCUCUUCCAGAGGUGGCAGCUGAGCAGAGACCUGUAGGAGAUAGAGAAGUAUGAGAGAGAACGUUCUGGACAGAAGCAGCAAUCUCAGCUCCUUCACUCCUGGUCUAUUCACCUCCCUCAACCCUGGCCCGAUGUAAAACCCCCUUCCUGAAGGGAAGCCAGGGCAGGGAUUCUUUCCCCCCACCCCCAAACACCCUAACUCCCUCCCUCCCCUGCUCCUUCCAGGCUGAUACCAGGUGCUUUCUUCCCUGUCCACUGAAGCCACUCCAGAGCCAUCCCCCCGUUUAGGCCCAGCUUACAGGCUUCUGGUUACCAGGCUAGCCAAACCUUUGCUCCUUCCGGGGGUCGUAAAUGGAGGGGGUGUGGGAUGUGGCACCUAGUCUGAGGACAAGGCCACCCAGGGCUGGAGACUAAAAAUACCUCAUCUGGGGUGGGAUGGAGGAGACACUCCCCUGUAACCUGUGGGCUGGCACAGAGCCAGGCACCCAGCAGGGAGGACCAUGGACAAGGAGCACCGUCAGACCUCAUGGCCUUCCUCCCACUGGCUCUCCACUGAGGCAGUGAGGACAUUUCCGGGGCCCCUGGGUGGGCCUGAGGACUGGAGAUCUGUUGCAGGAGCUGAGGUUCAGGUGUGUAGGGAGAGCACCGAGACUGGCCAGCAGAGGGGAGGGGUCAGGAAACCUCCCCUGGGGUGGGGGCAAGAACCUGCCCUACGGAGGCAGCUGUGCUAGGGGCUCACGUCAGGUGUGUGCUGGGUGGGAGGGUAAAACAGCUGUGGGGAUUGAGUGUGCCACGCGGAUUACUGCAUUUCAUUACAUCCUAAUUCAGUCUGUGCAAUCCCCCACAGCAUAGGGCUUCUCACCUGUUGUAAAAGUGGAGAAUGUGACUUCCCAGGGAAAAAGGAGCUGGGAUUUAAACCCAGGUCUUCCCAUCCCAGGGCCCAUGUACCUAGCUGCUUGGGAUUAAGUGCUAGCCCACUUGCUGCAAUGCAUUUCUCCCAGGCAGGCAGGUUCUCCUUCCACUGUGCAUUAAAAGAAUGGCCUCUGCCCCCACUGUGACUUUUCCACCUCUCUUGGCUUAUCCUGAUGUCCCUACCUCUGCUUCUAGGAGUGACCGUGACAUUUAUAGGGAGCUUAGCUACACAGAGCCUUGCAUUUGCUGAAUCCUUAUAACACCCUUUGAGGGAGUAUGUGCUUUAGCACCCCAAUUUGUGGGUGCAGAACAGAGAGGUUUGGUAACAUGUCUGUGGUCACACAGCUAGAACACUGUAUUCUGGCUCCAGAGUCCACCCUCUUACCCACUGCAAUGGAAAUUGUCAUCACCCUCAUUGCACAGGGCCAAAACCCGGGGGAGCUGAGGACAGCGCUGUUGGGGGACAGAGAGCAGAGGCCCGGGACGCAGCCUGGUGGCAGAGGAGGACAGAGUGCAGGGGGGUUGACUGGGGGGCCUGGGGGUGGAGAGGGAAGGUGUGUAAGGCCCCCCGGGGAGAGGGAGAGAGGUGGAAGGAAGCAGCGAGACAGGAGGGAGAUGGGGGCACACGGGUAGGUGAAGGGCAGGGUGGGAGAGCAGCGGGCCCCUGGAGCUAAGAGGGAGAGGAGCGCUGCUCUUGGGGGUGAAAAGAGCGGGAUUUGAUGAGGAAGGGUGGAAGGGGAGGUGUGGGGCUCCAGCGAGUCGCCGUGAGUCCCUGCCCUCCUCCCGCAGGCCCCCUGCCGGCCGGGGAGACCCCACGCCCGGGCCCUCUUCCUCAGACCCAUCGUCUCCUUCACAGGGUCCCCCCUCUUCCCACCGGUCGAGAUGGAGGCAAACCCAGCGGGCGGCGGCGCCGGGGGCGGCGGGAGUAGCGCCAUAGGGGGCGAGGACGGGGUCCACUUCCAGAGCUACCCCUUCGACUUCCUGGAAUUCCUCAACCACCAGCGCUUCGAGCCCAUGGAACUGUACGGGGAGCACGCCAAGGCGGUGGCGGCGCUGCCCUGCGCGCCCGGCCCCCCGCCGCAGCCGCCGCCCCCGCCACCGGCACCCCAGUAUGACUACCCGCCCCAGUCCACCUUCAAGCCCAAGGCGGAGGUUCCGUCCUCCUCGUCGUCGUCGUCCUCCUCGUCGUCGUCGUCCUCAUCCUCCUCCUCCUCCCAAGCCAAGAAGCCCGAUCCGCCCCUGCCCCCCGCCUUUGGGGCUCCCCCUCCGCCCCUCUUCGACGCCGCCUUCCCUGCCCCGCAGUGGGGUAUUGUGGACCUCUCGGGCCAUCAGCACCUCUUCGGGAACCUGAAGCGAGGAGGCCCGGCAGCCGGGCCGGGGGUGGCCCCGGGGCUGGGCGCGCCCGCGGGGACUCCGGGGCCGCUCCCCGCCCCGGCGCAGACCCCACCUGGGCCGGCCUCAGGGGUGGCCUGCGACCCCGCCAAGGACGACAAGGGCUACUUCCGAAGGCUCAAGUACCUGAUGGAGCGGCGCUUCCCCUGCGGCGUGUGCCAGAAGUCCUUCAAGCAGUCCUCGCACCUGGUGCAGCACAUGCUCGUGCACUCGGGCGAGCGGCCCUACGAGUGCGGCGUCUGCGGCCGCACCUACAACCACGUCUCCAGCCUCAUCCGCCACCGCCGCUGCCACAAGGACGCCCCUCCGCCCGCAGGCCCGCCCGCGCCGCCGCCCCUGGGCCUCCCCGCGCCCCCCGCCGCCGCCGCCGCCGCCCCGGGGCCCCCGGCUGCGCCUGCCGUGCCCGCCACCGACUCCGAGGGCAGCUCGGCCCCUGGAGCCCCCGGCGCCCCCGCCGGCCUGGGCGCGCCCCCGGCCCCGACGGGCGGCGGCGAGGGCCCGUUCGCCUGCCCGCUGUGCUGGAAGGUCUUCAAGAAGCCCAGCCACCUCCACCAGCACCAGAUCAUCCACACCGGCGAGAAGCCCUUCUCCUGCUCGGCCUGCGGCAAGAGCUUCAACCGCCGCGAGAGCCUCAAGCGCCACGUGAAGACGCACUCGGCCGCGCUGCUGCGCCUGCCCUGCGGCGUGUGCGGCAAGGCCUUCCGGGACGCCGCCUACCUCCUCAAGCACCAGGCGGCGCACGCCGGCGCCGGCGGCCCGCGGCCCGCCUACCCCUGCGAGCUGUGCGGCAAGUCCUACUCGGCGCCGCAGAGCCUGCUGCGGCACAAGGCCGCACACGUCCCGCCCGCCGCGGCCGCCGCCCCCGCGGCCAAGGACGCCGCGGCCCCCGGCCCGCAGCCGCCGCCCGCCUUCCCCGCCGGCCCCUACCUCCUGCCGUCCGACCCUCCCGUCACCGACAGCGAGAAGGCGGCGGCGGCCGCGGCGGCCGUGGUGUACGGCGCGGUGCCCAUGCCGCUGCUGGGCGCCCACCCGCUGCUGCUCGGCGGGGCCGGGGCCGGCGGGGCUGGGGGCUCCGCGGCCAGCGCGCCGGGCAAGACCUUCUGCUGCGGGAUCUGUGGGCGCGGCUUCGGGCGCCGCGAAACCCUGAAGCGCCAUGAGCGCAUCCACACGGGCGAGAAGCCGCACCAGUGCCCCGUGUGCGGGAAGCGCUUCCGCGAGUCCUUCCACCUGAGCAAGCACCACGUCGUGCACACGCGCGAGCGGCCCUACAAGUGCGAACUCUGCGGCAAGGUGUUCGGCUACCCGCAGAGCCUCACCCGCCACCGCCAGGUGCACCGGCUGCAGCUGCCCUGCGCCCUGGCCGGGGCCGCCGGCCUCCCGGGCGUCCCGGGCCCGGCGGGCUCGUGCGGCCCGGGGGCCUCGGCCACGGCGGGGUCGGCGGAGGCACUGAGUUAUGCCUGCUCGGACUGCGGCGAGCACUUCCCGGAUCUCUUCCACGUCAUGAGCCACAAGGAGGCCCACAUGGCCGAGAAGCCGUACGGCUGCGACGCCUGCGGCAAGACCUUUGGCUUCAUCGAGAACCUCAUGUGGCACAAGCUGGUCCACCAGGCCGCCCCCGAGCGCCUUCUCCCGCCCGCGCCUGGUGCUACGCAGACCCCGGACGGCUCCGGCGGGGCCGAUGCGGGCACGGGGCUGGACCAUGGGCUGGCCGGCGAGGUGGGGGCGGCCGUGGCGGCGCUGGCGGGGGUGUCGGGGGGAGACGACGCGGGGGGCUCAGCGGCGGCGGCGGCCGGGGGCGGCGGGAGCGCGGGUUCGGGCCCCGAGCGCUUCAGCUGCGCCACGUGCGGCCAGAGCUUCAAGCACUUCCUGGGCUUGGUGACCCACAAGUACGUGCACCUGGUCCGCCGGACCCUGGGCUGCGGCCUCUGUGGCCAGAGCUUCGCCGGCGCCUACGACCUGCUCCUGCACCGCCGCAGUCACCGGCAGAAGCGGGGCUUCCGCUGCCCCGUGUGCGGCAAGCGCUUUUGGGAGGCGGCCCUGCUGAUGCGGCACCAGCGCUGCCACACGGAGCAGCGGCCCUACCGCUGCGGCGUGUGCGGCCGCGGCUUCCUGCGCUCCUGGUACCUGCGGCAGCACCGCGUGGUGCACACGGGCGAGCGCGCCUUCAAGUGCGGCGUGUGCGCCAAGCGCUUCGCGCAGUCGUCCAGCCUGGCCGAGCACCGGCGGCUGCACGCCGUAGCCCGGCCCCAGCGCUGCGGCGCCUGCGGCAAGACCUUCCGCUACCGCUCCAACCUGCUGGAGCACCAGCGGCUGCACCUGGGCGAGCGGGCCUACCGCUGCGAGCACUGCGGCAAGGGCUUCUUCUACCUGAGCUCGGUGCUGCGGCACCAGCGCGCCCACGAGCCGCCGCGGCCCGAGCUCCGCUGCCCCGCCUGCCUCAAGGCCUUCAAGGAUCCCGGCUACUUCCGCAAGCACCUGGCCGCGCACCAGGGCGGCCGGCCCUUCCGCUGCUCCUCCUGCGGCGAGGGCUUCGCCAACACUUACGGCCUCAAGAAACACCGCCUGGCACACAAGGCCGAGGGCCUCGGGGCGCCUGGAGCAGCGGCAGGCACCAUGGCAGGGAAGGAUGCCUGAUGGGGAGAGGGUGCCCACCCACCCUCGGAUCAGAUGUCCCCCUUGAACUCCCUCCCCCUCCUUGCCGCCGUUACCCCGUUCUUCAGAACUGCAGGCGGACUCACCUCCGAGGCCCGUGUUCUUCAAACUUGAGACUGACUCGCUGCAG
This is a messenger RNA of Choloepus didactylus (southern two-toed sloth), 8110 nucleotides long. It is a transcript of the gene ZNF865, whose product is annotated as zinc finger protein 865. Lineage: Eukaryota; Metazoa; Chordata; Mammalia; Pilosa; Megalonychidae. The transcript has 2 exons. The record is from RefSeq and is a predicted model, not a curated record. Bases 4819 to 7962 code for a protein of 1047 amino acids. Gene Ontology annotation, molecular function: DNA-binding transcription factor activity, RNA polymerase II-specific; RNA polymerase II transcription regulatory region sequence-specific DNA binding. Gene Ontology annotation, cellular component: nucleus. Gene Ontology annotation, biological process: regulation of transcription by RNA polymerase II.